ACUUUCUUCAGAAUACCAAGGAAAUUUCAUUAACUAAGUAGCAUGCAAGUCAUAUUAUUAAUAACAGACUAAAAAAGUUGGAUGUGUUUGUGAUAAAUUUCAAACUACUAGAAGCACCUGCAUCACCAUUGACAAAUUAUUCAAAGUGAACACAGACGCAGAAAGCAAGUAAUCAAUGGCUAACUAUAGUCUCGUAGCAUCCGCAGCUCUACUUUUAGUCUUACUUCCAAUCACUGCUUUCGGAAAUUCAGAAAAUUGCAGUCAGGUAACUUGUGGGAAAGGAACAUGCAAAUCAAAUCCAGAUAACAUGCCACAUGGUUUUGUAUGUGAAUGUGACUCUGGUUGGAGACGUACCCGUCUAUCAGACAGCGAGGAACAACAUCUGCAAUUUCUUCCAUGCAUUAUCCCAAAUUGUUCUAUAAACUACUCCUGUAUGCCAGCUGCUCCUCCCCUGCCACCCAUCCCAACGAACCCACAUGACAAUUCUAUCUUUAAUCCUUGCAAUUGGGUCUACUGUGGCGAAGGAACAUGCAGAAACUCGUCAGACUACAUGCAUAUGUGUCAAUGUCAACCAGGGGCCUAUAAUCUCUUCAACGCAUCACACUUCCCAUGUUACAGUGACUGUGCCUUUGGAUCUGACUGCUCCAAGCUAGGAAUUAAUGUUUCAAAGGGAUCAGUUACACUGGGUCCUGGUUCAAGUCCAAGUCCAAGUUCCAGUCAGACUUCAAGAGGCGAAAACCAUGGGAUGCGAUCAUGGAAGCUCACCUGGAUAUUUAUCACAAUGAUGUCUCUGGCUGCAACUUUGUGGUAGUGAUGUUUCUCAACGACCACCACAGUUCAGACUGAUUUCCGAUUAUGCUUCUAGUUUAUAUUGUUCAUAGAUUUAUUACAACAUACUUAUUGGCUACUAGCCUAGUACUAUUAGUACUAGUUCUAUGGCCUAUCUAAUAAUCGUAUUAUUAUUGUUAGUGCUAUUACCACCUUUUGUAUGUCACUUUCGUUAUAGAUAAUUUCCUUGUGAUAUUUUCAUUUCAAAA
Molecule: messenger RNA, 1037 nt
Organism: Beta vulgaris subsp. vulgaris (sugar beet)
Lineage: Eukaryota; Viridiplantae; Streptophyta; Magnoliopsida; Caryophyllales; Amaranthaceae
Exons: 7
Coding region: 176-811 (211 amino acids)
Source: RefSeq, a predicted model, not a curated record